Mangifera indica (mango) is the source of this 801-nucleotide messenger RNA. Its product is annotated as dCTP pyrophosphatase 1. Lineage: Eukaryota; Viridiplantae; Streptophyta; Magnoliopsida; Sapindales; Anacardiaceae. Gene Ontology annotation, biological process: nucleoside triphosphate catabolic process. Gene Ontology annotation, molecular function: nucleoside triphosphate diphosphatase activity. The transcript is spliced from 2 exons. Bases 207 to 584 code for a protein of 125 amino acids. The record is from RefSeq and is a predicted model, not a curated record.
ACGAUAGAACAUACCUUAUUGUUCUUCUGUCUCUCAAACGGCUGUCUCUCUCUCUUUCUCUCUCUCUCCUUCCUGCUCUUUUUAUAUUCACAUCAGCCUUUUUCCAAGAAAAUUGCACACAACAAACUUUUCUCUGAUUGCUUGUGUUUUACUCUCUCUCUUUCUCUUUCUGUCUCUCGUUUCUUUCGUUGUUUAGUCAAGAAAUCAUGUCUGGUGUUGCGGAUGGAGAAAGUGUCUCUCUUGAUCUUCUCAAGAAGAAGAUGGAUGAUUUUGCCAAAGAACGCAACUGGGAACGCUUUCACAGCCCCAGAAACCUCCUUUUGGCUAUGGUGGGUGAAGUGGGAGAACUGAGUGAGAUAUUUCAAUGGAAAGGAGAGGUAGCAAAGGGAUUGCCUGAUUGGAAAGAAGAGGAAAAAGUACACCUUGGGGAAGAGCUCUCUGACGUUUUGCUCUAUCUCAUCAGGCUCUCUGACAUGUGCGGCGUGGAUUUGGGAAAAGCCGCUCUCCGUAAGGUUGAACUUAACGCCAUUAAGUACCCAGCUCCAUCAGACAAAAACAAUAAUGCCGCCAAUGAUAGUGUUUGAUGAUUUCAUUCGUCUCUUUUAUCACCUGAGGUGAUAUAGAAUCUAAUAAGCAAUAAUAAAACAGUUGACUAGGAUGGUUUCGAUUUUGUGAUGGAGACUAAUAGUUUUUUAGACAGCGUUGGGCAUUAUUCACAGACUUUAAGGCACUGUAAUUAGCUGAAUCGUAUGUGAGAAAUGGGUUCAUGAUAUCGUAAAACAGCUUGCUUUUUCAGUAUAA